GCGGCGCCGGCGCCGCGCGCCGCGCCGCCCGCGCUCCGGGGCGCCGCGGGGACGGCGGGCACCCUGGCGGCGAGCAUGGAGUCGCUGGAGGCGCCCCCCCCGGUGGGCGACGCGGGCUGCUCCAGCCUGUCCAGCGACCAGCUGCCCUGGCGGCCCUGCUGGUCACCGCGUGCCUCGGCCGAGUUCUCGGCGAGGCAGCUGGAGCAGCUGCGCAGCUGUGUGCGGGCCGCGAUGCGGGAGGAGAUCUGGGCGCAGCCGCGCAGGGGCGGGAGUGCCAGGCAGCCGCCGCAGGGGGCAGCCAGGCUCCCAGGGUGUUGGGGCAUCCCGCCGGCCGACGCUGGCCACACGGACAGAAGGCCGUCCGUCGGGAGAGCGCAGAGGGCGGCCGAGGCGGCGCCGCUGACUGGCAGGAACCCCCGGGGGAAAACCGCGGACGAGCCAGUGGCCGCGGUGCAGGACUCUGCGAUUCCUGCCGUGGUGGACGAGCUGAAAGAGAUGGACAAGCUGGUGCGUGCUUCUUCUUCUUCACAGUCUUCGAUUGAGGAAUGUCAGACGGAAAUCUCCAGGAAGAGCACACAGUUCAAAUCCGUCCUUCGGAGGACCAGCUUUACAAGCCUCGACUCGAGCCUACCAUGGUGGCAAUCGAGAGUCAAGAAGCUCGUCCACGGACAAUACUUUGACGCCGUUAUGGGUUUGAUCAUCAUGGUGAAUUGCGUGUUCAUCGGUUUAGAAGUUCAGCUCAAGCUGGAGGACAAAGAAGUGAUCAUCUUAUCUUGGUUGGACUCGAUAUUCUUGGUAUGGUUCCUGUUUGAGGCCAUUCUGCGUUUUGUAGCGGACGGCCAGUCCGUUUUUCGGAGCCCUUGGUUUAGAUUCGACGUCGCCCUCGUUGUCAUCGGAAUCGCCGUCUCUUGGGUCAUGAUGCCCAUCGUCAAAGCCUUGGGCGUGCAGCAAGUACCUUUGGUAUCCCAGCUCUUGACCCUGCGGAUUCUCCGGCUCCUUCGAACCGUGAGGGCUUUCAGGAUGAUGAGCGCGUUCAGCGAGCUAUGCAGAUUGUGUAGCGGGCUCCUGAGGUCACUACGAACAAUGUUGUCGGUAGGCUUGAUGGUGUUCGUUUCUUUGUUCAGCUUCUCUGUUCUAGGAGUCGACCUGAUAACACACUCAGAGAAACUCAAUGCGAACGACGAGACCCGCAAGAUAGUCGAAUCGAGGUUUGCGAGUCUACCGGAGUUCAUGCUGACGUUGAUGCAGUUCGCGACCCAGGACAGCAUUGCAAGCAUAUAUUACCCACUCAUGCAGGAGGAGCCAUUGCUGACGCUGUAUUUCUGCGGACUGUGGAUGGUGAUAGCCGUGGCGUUGAUGAAUCUUGUUACAGCCGUCAUCGUGGACAGCGCCCUUUCAUUGGGGCGCGAGGAGGCCGACUUGAAGCAGGCGAUCAAUCGCAAGGUGCUGCAGAAGAACAUUCCGAAUCUUGAGGCGAUGUUUGAAAUCGUCGACAAGGACAACAACGGCACCAUCUCGUUUCAAGAGUUGCAUGGUAUGCACCAGGAAGGCAAGCUUAUUUUCCCGAAGGACAUAUCUUCAAUGAUCGACCCCGAGCACCUGGUUGACAUGUUUGAGUUCGUGGACAAAGACAAGUCAGGUGAGAUAGACAAAGAUGAGUUUAUUGAGGGCGUGUGCUGCCUUGCACUCUCUUCGAUGUCCAUCGAGGCAUUGCAGAUGCUUCAGUUGCUCCGGGGGUGCCACCAGAUGCUGGUAGACAUCCAGGGCCCAAAUCGUGUUCACGUGCCCCGCUGGUAGUCGGCCUCGCAUCCACGUGUAAUGCUACCUGAGAGCUGCGAGGACUCAGUGCAAGGCCAGUGCCACCUCAGUUGACGGGGCCAUGGUGCGCAGUCCGUGACAGUUCGGCUUUCUCAAUGCAGUUUGUGCAGCUUAUGUCUACACAUGUUUGCAAGUGUGGACCACAAAUAUCGGUGAAGUCUCGGCAGUGUGUGGCAAAAACUUGCCCCGACGCCAGAUCAACGAGUACUGAUUCCCCCUCUGAGCAUCCGGGUUCCUUGCUUCGGGCGUCCGCGACCGCGUACUGCAUCACGCCCACGAGGCGUUUGCACACAUACGUGUAAAUAUACCCAUACAUUCAUACAUUUAUGCACAUGCACACACGCACCUCCGUCCUUCGCCCCUCGCAGGGUGCCAGGGCGGUAGAGUCGCGAGGGGGGCUGCAGCUGCAGGGGCCAGGUUCUGCCAGGCCUGCAGCCAUUGCCUCUCUGUACCCCCCCGCGCCCAGCCUCCUCCUCUUCCUCCUCCACCUCCUCCUCCCCCUCCUUCUCCUCCUCCUCCUGCCCCUCCUCCUCCUCCUCCUCCUCCUCCUCC
Molecule: messenger RNA, 2370 nt
Organism: Prorocentrum cordatum
Lineage: Eukaryota; Dinophyceae; Prorocentrales; Prorocentraceae
Source: the annotation of a GenBank genome assembly